AUGUUGAACGAAAGUCUUACAAACCCAUUGUUCGGAAAAGGCAAGUGCAACAUUGUCAGAGCUGUAAACAUUCUUUUCGAGAAAGGUUUGUUGGAACCAAUUCCAGAUGACAAGCUGACAGAAACUUUUGUACCAAAAGACGAAACAAACUUUUCAUUGUUGGUAAGACCAAAAGUUGUUCAAGACAAAGUUCUAGCACAAAAGAAGUACACAGCUCCAAAAGGAGUUGGAUUGUUCGGAUACCAACCUGAACCAGAAGAACUUCCAAUGAGGUUGCAAGAACUUCAAGAUGCUAUAAACAAACUCCCAUUGAGACAUCCAAUCGACGUCAAAUUGUAUUGGAGAGCAUCAGAGUUAGGUCAGAAGGUUUUAUAUGAAACAGGUUGCUUCGACGAUGUUUAUGAGAUAACAGGAGAAGUUUCUCAGAAGAUAAGAGACUCGCUUGAAUUUCCAAAAACUGGACCGAUUGGAUGCGACAAGUUCGACUCAUAUGAAAAAAUAUACUAUGUUGACCUUAACGCUGCGUACAUGAGGUUCGUCCAAUAUAUUCCAACUGGAAUUCCAAACGAAGAUGGUGAGUUCCCAGGAAGGAACUAUACAGUUGGAAAAGUCAUACAACAACUGUAUGAUAUUAGGAAAGCUUCAAACCCCAAACUUGCAAUGACACUCAAAUUGCUUAUGAAUUCGACAUGGGGAUAUUCCAUAAAGAAACCUCAAGAGAUGAAGAGUAAACAUUAUGAGAAGGUCGACAACUUUGUUGAAAGGUUUUCUCCUUUUGUUUUGAAGUACGAAUUCACUCAAGGUCAAAGUGGCUUAGUAACCACAUUAAAACCUAUUGUCGAACAUUGGUCUUACCCUCAGUUCGCAAAAGCAGUCCUUGACGA
Molecule: messenger RNA, 884 nt
Organism: Trichomonas vaginalis G3
Lineage: Eukaryota; Parabasalia; Trichomonadida; Trichomonadidae
Product: DNA/RNA polymerases family
Exons: 1
Source: RefSeq, a predicted model, not a curated record